AUGGUAUCGAAAAAGACUUCGGUAAGUGUCAAUGAACUAGAGGCACCUUUCAGGCGCCCUUUGUUCGAGAGACACACUUCAAAUCUUCCAAAUCUUUUCUAUUUAUUCUCGUUUGCAGAGAAAUUCCCAGCGCCUUGGCGCAAUCCUUGGGGUGCUUUGACGCAUCCUUAUACCUGUUAUCUACUGGGAGUCGUACUUGCCCUGACUGCAGGUGGCACUAUAGCCGGUAUCGAUAUAAUCUAUGGACACUGGACUCAAAAUCUUGCACACAAGGAAGACGAAUUGGCCUCAUCAAUGGGCUACAACAAUAAGCUUGCAUGGGUCGCCAUCGUCGUCGGUGCAGUCGCGCUUUUUUCAAACUGGCUCUUUCCCAUUCUACUGACACACGCAGCCCACGUCCUGUCUUCUGGUCUUCGCCGUGAAUAUUUUGCAGCAUCUCUGGUUCAAGACCCUACCUACUAUGACAGUCACGGUCCCGGUGCUAUCACAACUUAUGCCAAUCGCGAUGUAUCACAAGUGCACGCUGCACUUGGCGAAAAAUUAGGCUUUCUGCUAAAUGCCAUCGGCACUGUCUUAGCAUGUGUCAUUAUGGCGUUGAGCAAGGCCCCUAAUCAUGCUGGCGUCUUACUCGCACUGCUGUUUUUUUCAGUACUUACACUUACGAUUCUGGGCAUGCUCGCCGAACAGACUACUGGAAAGGUGAUGGAGGUCGAUGGGCACUUAUCGACUUACAUGGAACAAGUCAUUGCUUCUGUCCGUGUAGUUCAAAGCUUCGAGUUGACAAAUACGCUUGUGGAUCGUAUGAAAAAGCUCUAUAUUCUGCCAUUGGCCCGUGCUGUCAAUUUACGCUCGAUUGUCCGUGGCGGUGAUAUGAGCUCUAUGUAUUUCACUGUAACGAUUCUUUACCCCCUUGGCUUUUGGUGGGCAUCUGUCCUGGUUGCUGAUGGAAGGGAAGGCAUGAAUGACGUCAUUUCAUCCUUCUUCAAUUAUUUAAGUGCGUUGUUCAGUAUGGCCAUGAUUUUGCUUCACUUUCAAAGUAUCUUUGAGUCUAUGGCCAAGAUCAAGAAGAUGCGGGCCACCAUCGAAAGAGAACCUCGAAUCGAUGUGCGUCGUACCACGGGCAAGAUUUUGGGUCUUCCAGCUUCCAAGGGCGUGCGAGAAAAUGUUCCUACGUACAUUCCAUCUUUUGCACUGGAGGAUGUCACAUUCGCCUACCCUGGUCGACCUCAUGUGGCAAGCUUAAACCACGUCAGCAUCGAUUUUCGUCCAGGUACAGUAACGGCUUUGGUGGGUCCCUCUGGAAGUGGAAAGUCUACUGUUACGUCCUUGCUUGCGCGUGAAUAUGACCCUGAUUCUGCUAUGGAUGCUGUGCUGUCAUCAAAUAUUCCAAUCGAUCCCGAGAAAGAACCUGUGAAGGGAUCGGGCCGUGUUUUGUUCGCGGGAGAAAAUGUUCGUGACCUAAAUGUGCGCUGGCUGCGCUCGCAAGUCGCGGUUGUACGCCAAAACCCUCAGCUCUUCACUGGCACCAUCGCGGAAAAUGUAGCCAUGGGAUUAUCGGCUGGUGUCGAAUCCGACAUUUCAUUGGAUGACCCGGUCGUGCGUGAAAAGGUCAAAGUAGCCCUUGCCAAAGCCGAAGCGAUGGGUUUUGUGAACAAGCUCCCGGAAGGUAUGGACACACACAUUUCUGGCGGUCGGAAUGUACAUCUGAGUGGUGGUCAACGUCAGCGCAUUGCACUUGCCCGUGCUCUGGUGCGUGAGCCCCAGGUACUGUGCCUUGACGAAGCGACCUCGGCAUUGGACACAUCAACAGAAGACAGCAUCAAGCGUACGCUUGCCAAGGAGCAAGAGGAAAGGGGGAUGACAACCAUCGUGGUAGCUCACCGUCUUUCCACAAUCCAACACGCUGAUCAAAUUAUUGUCCUGAAACGGGGUAGCAUUGUGGAGCGCGGUACACAUGAUGAGCUCGUUCAGAUCAAAGGUGGUUUGUAUCGCAAGAUGGUUAUGCACAAUCGUGCCGCGUCUGGUAUUGAUGAGGAAGGAGACGACGAGGCGGAUGACAAUGUCAGUUCAUUGCGUCCGCAAAAACAAGUUGAGCGAUAUGUCCCACCCAAACCGGAAGGACCAAAGCACUACCUUCUCACCAACUCCAUCCCUCCUGAUAUUGUAUCAAGAGGAUCCGUUGGUGCUGUUUCGCUCACAAUGGAGGCAAAUGAGCGAUUCCACGAAUUCAUCUCCGAAACGCCCAAUGAAAAAGAACAGUUUGAGCCCAACAAUCAAGAUGUCGAGAAGCCCAAAGCCGUCAAUCGAAAGCAGCUCAACUUAUUCCGUCUGUUGAAGGGUCACUACUGGCUUAUUUUGCCAGGCUGUACGCUAGCGCUGGGCGUGGCCAGUGCUUUCCCUGUCAUUGCAUGGAUCAGUGGUUACGUGCUUGAAGGUCUUGGCGAUCCCGACCUCGACCGCAUGCGUUCGGACAUGAACAGGAGGACACUGUGGUUUUUCAUCAUUUCGAUUAUCGACACAUGCUUCGCAUUUUUCGGGUCAUACGCUCUGGAAACGGCAGCAGAGAGCCUGUCAAGCGUUCUUAAGCUGAAAUCGCUGCGUGCCGUCAUGCGUCAGGACAUUGCUUUCUUCGACCAAAAAGAACAUUCUAGUGGUGCUCUAAGCUCCAUGAUUUUCAACCACUCGGCCAAUGUGGGCACUGCCUUCGGUGCCGUACUUUGUCAAAUAUUAAUUGCGUUCGGUAACCUGGUAGGCUCGCAAAUCAUGGCUUUCGUGAUGGACUGGCGCCUUGCGAUUGCCGUUUUCCCUGCCAUGCUUUCCCUCCUUGCUGCGAGCUACUUAAAUGUCUAUCUCAUGGAGAAAUUUGAAGUCGUGAUACAAGAGCCCAUUGAGCGUACAUCGAGUUACGUUGCGGAAACAAUCGAUGCUAUUGGCACCGUGACAACAUUGGGACGUGAAGCAGAUAUUUUGCGACACUUUUCGUCAGAAAGCUCACGCGGUCGUCCAUAUAUUUGGAAAUUGACUGCCGGCGUUCUUGCCUAUGCGUAUACCCAAUUCACAUUGGUUGGUAUUACGGGUCUAAUGAUGUACUGGGGCGCCACUAUCAUCAAAAACGGACAUGCCUCUCCUUUCAACAUCCUGGCUGCGUUUGAGGGAGAGUUUGUUGCCUUCUUUGCAGCUAUACGUCUGACAGCUUAUAUGCCGGAUAUCGCGCGAGCACGCCUUGGUUUGCGUGUCAUUCGAACUUGGCUCAAUCGAACGCCUCAGUAUGCCUCGCUGCCUGAGACUACAGUCUGGCCACCUAAAGGUCCGCGCGAUAUUGUAUUCACAGACGUGGAAUUGAGAUAUCCUCAGCGCCCCACACACACUGCUAUUCGGAAUCUGAACCUCACAAUCAAAGAAAACAUGACCGUUGCCUUCUGUGGUACAUCGGGCAGCGGAAAAAGUACUACAUUGAGCCUUCUUCAGCGUUUCUAUGAUCCUUGCAAAGGCACAAUUACUUACGGUGGCAUUGAUAUACGUUCUGUUCCCAUUCAUCAAUGGCGCGCUGAGAUGGCGUAUGUAUCCCAAGAUCCAGUGCUUUACGAGGGCACACUCCGAUGGAAUCUGUUGCUGGGAGCUAUCGAUGCAUCCAAGAUAACCGACGCUGACAUCGAAGAGGCUUGUCGGCAGGCCUGUGUCUGGGACUUUGCUAUGGCUCUCCCCGAUGGCUUGGAUACCAUGAUCGGUCACAAAGGCUCAUCGCUCAGUGGCGGACAAUGCCAACGUGUUUGUAUUGCUCGUGCACUGAUUCGUCGCCCCAAAAUUUUGUUGCUCGACGAGGCCACAUCAGCCCUGGAUCCUGAGUCUGAAGUCCUUGUUCAGCGUGCGUUGGAUAAUGCUUCAACCACAUGCACGACAGUGACCAUUGCUCAUCGCUUGUCGACGAUUCGCCAUGCUGACCUCAUCUGCGUCGUUGAGGAUGGCGAGAUUGUGGAAACUGGUUCACACGAAACGCUCAUCUCAAAGCGUGGUCGUUACUUUGACCUUGUGGAAGCUCAAUUAUAA
Messenger RNA from Malassezia restricta, 4047 nucleotides. Its product is annotated as ATP-binding cassette, subfamily B (MDR/TAP), member 1. Bases 1 to 4047 code for a protein of 1348 amino acids. Gene Ontology annotation, cellular component: membrane. Lineage: Eukaryota; Fungi; Basidiomycota; Malasseziomycetes; Malasseziales; Malasseziaceae. The transcript has a single exon. Gene Ontology annotation, molecular function: ABC-type transporter activity; ATP hydrolysis activity; ATP binding. Gene Ontology annotation, biological process: transmembrane transport. The record is from RefSeq and is a predicted model, not a curated record.